CCGUCCGUCCACUUCCUUUUUCACUUUCUUGCAUCUAAACCGAACGUCUGACGGGACCUACCAUAGCGCUUCAGCGUCUUCCCUUUUACGCUAGGUAUUAUUUUCGCAAAUACUCUUUGGCGCAACCUAACCUAUACAACCGUCCUCAGCCCCAUCUCAUCUCAUCACCUCAAAAGGGCAUUGCGUCGCAUAUCAACACUACAAGCCGCCGCGGGGCGAUCCCAAGACCGAGUAAUUCCAAAUCAUCAAUUUCAACCCAGCGUGACGGCUCAGCCAUGUUCUGUCCUUCCUGUCCGACUCAUACCUAAGGUACACGGAGAUGUGAGACUCCUGGUCUCUUAGUCCAGACAACCAGGAUCCGGCCCUUAUUAUCAGGCGUCUCUCAUCCUCCCCAACCAGCAAGAAUUCGGAUUGUCGCAUCGUGGAUUCGGACCCUCCUUUUCAUUAUCGCAUCACCUCUACUUGAAAACCUAAACAUGGCAAUGUCAACCGUUGCCGCCGCCCUUGGCAAACUUUUGUUCGUUGCCGUCGUUACGCUAGUGAUCUCAGUCGCGAAUGCGCUUAGUUCCGUGCCAGAGCUUUCGGACUGGGAGCAAGACCAAUAUCUCACCUUACAACUUACCGUACCUCUAGGUUCAGGUGACGCCAAGCCGAUCAGACACCGAGUUGUCCCAUUGACUGAAGCUGUUGGGAUGAACCAGUCCGUCAUAGCUCGGGAGUCUAUCACAAUCAAGGGGACAAUGGUUCCUACUGAAGAAAGCGGUUGGCUCGAGUUUAUCGACUCCAACAGUAUCGCAUAUCUCAACUGCGACAACUCUAACUCAACCUCCUUCUUUGACCAGCUCAUGUCCAAGGCACCAAAGGCUAUUCUGCUGUUUAGCCUGGCCGGGGCUGGCUGCAGACGCGACAGCACGGAUGACUGGAACUACACUACUCUUUUCACCAUGACCGACCAAAUCGAUGCAAGAGACACGCUUAACCUCACAAUGUCAGGCAGUUUAGCCACUAUCACUGGGGAUUAUGAGGAACCUGACGAUGAUGACGACGAAGAUCGAACCGGGCAUGGCUCACCGAUCGCUAUGAACAUUCUCUACAGUAUUACCGGAGUCAUCACCCUACUGUUCCUCGCUAUUAUCGCGACCGGAGCGAUCCGAGCCCAUCGUUAUCCGGAGCGAUACGGACCUAGGCCCGGCUACGGCGGACGGCCUAGUCAAAGCAGAGCCAAAGGGCUGGCGCGUGCAGUGCUUGAAACCUUGCCUAUCGUCAAGUUUGGAGAGAAAUCCCCAGCCAAGCCGGAUCCCGAUUUCCAGCUUGAACAGCAGCCCUCUAGGUCAUCACAGGAUCCAACGCCACGGGCAAAGUUGUCAGCAAUCCAAGAGGCGGUGCCAUCUAUAGCCAAAUCUCAAGGACCCAUGACUGUAGCGAGUGUGGAGGCAUCCGAGCAGGCUUCGUCGGCAACAGUCUAUGGGGCUCAAACGGGCAUGACUAACACAGCCGGCGACAUUGAGAAUACGACCCCAGACGACAUCAAUCUGGGCUGUCCAAUUUGUACCGAGGAUUUCACGAUUGGUGAAGAUGUUCGGGUUCUCCCUUGCAACCACAGGUACCACCCAGCUUGCGUCGACCCUUGGUUGGUAAAUAUCUCGGGCACUUGCCCUCUAUGUCGUCUCGAUCUUCGACCCCACAGCUCAACCGAAAGCACCACCGGCCCUGGCGAUAAUCACUCAGUGUCUUUGCCAACAGCAGCAGGCGACAACGCCCAGCAGCCCGGCACCAGUGGAAGUCCCAUGCCAAGCACCACUCCUAGAGAGCGGCGAAGGUCUUUGCGAAUUCUUGACUUGCACAGACUUCGGGCUGCCUCUAUCGAAGAACGUAUGGAAAUCUUGAGAAGACAUAGGUCUCAGCAGCAACAACGACGGCAUGUCACAGGAUCAUCAUUGACAGGCGAUCCUGAUACCGGCGAAUCCGCAGAUCCUACUCACCGAGCGAGACUUGCUGAGCGAUUCAGAGGCAGAUUUAGAGCAUCACGGCCUCCAGGCCAGGCGCAGCCACAACCAACAGAGGUAGAUAUACCCACGCCCACGCCAUGAAGCUCGGCUUUCAGAGGGAUGGUGUUGUACUUGGAGGAAUGACAUGUUGAGAAUAAUGUCCAAUACGUUGUCAUUUAAGCGAGCGCGUCACUUCCGGU
Molecule: messenger RNA, 2188 nt
Organism: Neurospora crassa OR74A
Lineage: Eukaryota; Fungi; Ascomycota; Sordariomycetes; Sordariales; Sordariaceae
Exons: 3
Coding region: 477-2090 (537 amino acids)
Biological process (GO): ubiquitin-dependent protein catabolic process
Cellular component (GO): cytoplasm
Molecular function (GO): ubiquitin protein ligase activity
Source: RefSeq, a predicted model, not a curated record